AUGGCCGAGCAAAAAAACACAUACCUGGAAGCGCUGCUCAUGCUAUCCAACAACGAGCGCUUCUCAGAUGCGCGCAGAAGCCUGCCCCAGAGCAUGGGCGAUGAAGCGUUGGAGAAGCUAGUCGCAGACAUAAUUCAUCGGGAAUUUACGCGGCGCGGGCUUGAAGACGUCGCGUCUACGCUUCUCGAUGCCAUUGCGAGAGAUGGGGAGACGGCGAGCGAAGACGGCGGUGGCGCACUGGAUACGAGGCAGAAGAGCAGUUCUGGCACUCAGACACGGCUUAAAAGAGAUUGCCUGCGGCCGUUGGAUCCACCAGAGGUUUCAGUCACAAGAAAACGGACGGCUGAGGCUGCGUCCGAUACGGCCGGACAGAAACGCGUAAAGUAUACACUGCGCAGUCACACUGCAAAGGAAGUGAAACCCUCACUGCGCAUCCAAACCCCACAACUCAUCCAGGGAAAACUAGCCCCAGCCAUCGGUGUCGUUUACUGGAAUCCCGUGCAGCACCGCUUUUCCCCACUUGCAUUCGACGACGAGCGCGGAGACAGCCUUGCGACGCGGAUGACGAAAAAUUUCGAUGCUGAUUACCUCUCUACCUAUAAUCAUGUCUACGAAUGGGGAAAACUGCUCCGACUGCAAGAAAAAGGCGUUGCAAGUCAGUGUUGUGCCAACAAGACCAUUAUCAACCGGUCGAAGUACCCAGGGACGCGUGAGAUGGGGGAUAUGACGACAGCGUGCGAUGCGUGCAUCAGGCAAAAACAGCUCUGUGCUCGCCUAGUCAAGGUCGAAAUGGUGAAUAAGUUUGCCUUUUUCCCUCUACCAUCUGCGUUGCGGGUCGGGAGACAGUUGCAGGAGAUUGAGUUUUGGGUGCAGAAGUAA
Molecule: messenger RNA, 879 nt
Organism: Exserohilum turcica Et28A
Lineage: Eukaryota; Fungi; Ascomycota; Dothideomycetes; Pleosporales; Pleosporaceae
Exons: 3
Coding region: 1-879 (292 amino acids)
Source: RefSeq, a predicted model, not a curated record